AUGUCUCUACAUCUUGUUCCACCGUUUCAAAGUGUAUACACAACACUGCAACAAAAUAUACUCAAUCAAUUAUUAACUACUGAUUUAAACUCAUUAACAACAAAUGAUGGUGCACUUACAGCUUUCGCAUCGAGUCUUUAUUGUGCAGUAGAAAAGUUACUGAAAAAUCUUGAUACUUCUGUAACUGCCAGUAACAAUAUUCGAAUUAAAGUCGACCAAAAACUAGCCUCUAUUAUGAACGAUAUUGCAGCCAAGGAAAGUGAAAUAUCCCGUACUAAUGGUCAAAUUCAAGAUGUGAAUGGAAGAAUUCAAGCGAAACAAUCUCAAAUAAGUGCAGCUGAGCAAUCUGUAAGACGAGUUGAAGCUUCAGUAGCAGAUGCUGAAAAUGCGUUACAUCGUGCUGAAAAAGAAGUUGAAGAUGCUCAAUUAUGUGCUGGAUUAUUUGGAAGAAGAAAACGAUUUCUAGGCAACGUAUGGAAUUCAAUUCAAAAUUCAGUUUUAAAACCAAUAGAAUCGGCAGUUAAUACAGCAGGCAACGCAAUAGGAUCAGCACUUAAUACAGCAGGUGGUGCAAUAGAAUCAGCAGUCAAUACAGCAGCUGGUGCAAUAGUUGAUAAUAUAGUAAAACCUGUUUGUAGUGUUGUUAAUUUUCAACAAGUUGAUAAUGCAAGAAGAAAUGUUGAAAAUAAAAAAAAUGAAUUGUCCUCCUUUAGAAAUCAAGUUCAGACAUUUAAGAGAGAUUUAAAUUCAAUUCAAAAUGAUUUAACCAUAUAUAAUACACAAUUAUAUAAUUUAAAUUCCCAAUUAAAUCACUUAACAAAUUCAUUAAUGGCAUUACCAAAUGAACAACAUAUAAUAUUAUCAAUCAAUCAAAAAUUAACAAAUACUGUUGGUCAUUUACGGACAUCACUUAGUAAAUCAACAUCAUUUGCAGAUGCAAUGACAAUAGUGGUUGAUUUUGAAUCAAUUGUUAAACCAUUAAAUGCUAUUUAUGAUGAAUUACAACAAAAUCAAUUUAUGACAUCAUUUAAUGUUGGCAAAAUAUCUAUGGAGCAAAUAAAUCAAGCCAAAAUAGGUUUACAAACAUUGAUUGCCUUAAUAUCAAGUACGCCAUCCAAUAUUGGAGGCACACGUUGCUCAAAUUAA
Messenger RNA from Rotaria sp. Silwood1, 1146 nucleotides. The record is from the annotation of a GenBank genome assembly. Lineage: Eukaryota; Metazoa; Rotifera; Eurotatoria; Philodinida; Philodinidae.